AUGGCUCACAAUUCACUUCUGCCAAAGACCUAUGCCCCUGUGUACGUGCUGCAAAGCAUCUCUUGCACUGCCCCUCUCACAACGUACUCCUCUUUAAUUGUCCACUACCACUCCUCGCACCCUCAGGCCAUCCUCAGGUGCACCCCAGACGACCACCCAGACCACGCCCCACUCACCACCCAUGCCCUGCCCCGGGUCAGGCGUGUGUGUCAACAUGUCAACAGCAUUGUCACCAAAGUGUCAAACGCAUACAAGCUGCAACGGCUCGCGAGUGCGUUGGACUGUAGUACACUCAUCAAGCCAGUGGACUUGUAUGACACGCCACGGGUGAUUGUGUUUGAAGGGCCGCUGGAGGUUAAAAUGGCCCACUCGGAGAAGGACGGCGAGCUGGGACGCAAGAGCGACAAGGGGAAGAUGAAACAAGGCAGAGAGGUGCACGCCAUUCUGCUGAGUGACCUGAUGCUACUGACCUCCAAAAAACCCGACAGCGUCAAAGUCAUUCUGCAACCCAUCGCACUGUUCCAACUGCUCGUGAGAGAUGUGGCUGCAACGGCUACGGACGCCAAGUCAUUCUACCUACUGUCACUCACGGGUGGGACUAGCCACAUGCACGAGUUCAUUG
Messenger RNA from Sphaeroforma arctica JP610, 622 nucleotides. RefSeq lists its product as hypothetical. The annotation marks the transcript as partial. The record is from RefSeq and is a predicted model, not a curated record. Lineage: Eukaryota; Ichthyosporea; Ichthyophonida. The transcript is spliced from 2 exons.